Molecule: messenger RNA, 2312 nt
Organism: Labeo rohita (rohu)
Lineage: Eukaryota; Metazoa; Chordata; Actinopteri; Cypriniformes; Cyprinidae
Gene: stxbp6l
Product: syntaxin binding protein 6 (amisyn), like
Exons: 7
Coding region: 178-1029 (283 amino acids)
Biological process (GO): Golgi to plasma membrane transport; exocytosis
Cellular component (GO): exocyst; plasma membrane
Molecular function (GO): phosphatidylinositol-4,5-bisphosphate binding
Source: RefSeq, a predicted model, not a curated record
CACAGCCUGCGGGUUUUCCCCGGGACGUGCCACACGCCCAGCAGUCUCUCAUCUGAUGCGGGAUAAAGAUGGCUUGAGGCGCAGACACAGACCGGACCGCUGGAAACUUCGCACCGCUCUUCAGGGCUCGAGGGAGGAAGAAAGCUACAGGAAGAUAAAGCAGAAGGCAUUUUGAAGAUGAACAUUCAGUCAGCCAUCAGCCGUGAGAUAUUUGCCCCAAAAGAUGAAAAGUUACUGGUAGCCAUUGAGGUGAGAAGGAGGACGAAAAGGAAAGGACUGUCCUUCCUCAAUGCCAGUCGCAAGAGGGACUACUUAACUUACCUCUGCUUGUCCGUUACUAACAGCAAACCAGCUCAAGUCCUCAUCACUAAAGUUAAGAGGUAUCGGGGCACAAGACAGCUUGCUAAAAGGUCUCAGUGGUCUGUGGAGCAGCUUCGCCAGGUCAAUGGCAUCAACCCCGAUAAGGACACUCCUGAGUUCGACCUAGUGUUCGAACGCACCACUGAUCAAUGGGUGGCCAGCUCAGCUGCAGAGAAAUGCAUGUUCGUGCAGGUUCUCUAUCAUGCUUGUCAAAACUACUGGGAGGCCAAGCUUGCCCAAGCCAACUCAGCGUCCCCUGGAGACCAGAAGGUACCAGGAGCUCCGGAGAACAAGAAGAGCACCGGUGCUCCAAGCCAAACUAAUUUUGUCAACUGUCAGCAAAAACUAAUGGGAGAUGCUUGCUCUGUUAACAUGGUCAUCUACCGCUGCAAGAUUUUUUUGAACAGAAUGAAGAACAGUAUGACUCCAAACCAGGGUCGGCCUCAGCGUGAAGCAGCAGCAGCUGUCAAAGCAUCCAGGAGUAGGAGCAGGAGCAGCCCGUCUCCUCCAGCGGUGAGGAAGAUGGGGAACAUGAUGCGGAGGGCCAGUCAGGUUCUGAGUGAACGCGGGGAGCGUCUGAUGAGGGCUGAUGACAAGACCAGCCACUUGCUGCACGGUGCCAAGCAGUUUGCAGAGGCUGCUCAGAAGCUGGCUCUGAAGCAGAUUUAGAGGUGUUCCUGAUGGCCUGCCAAUAAACAUUUUAAAAAGUAGCUUUUAAUGUUUGCUGGAUAUUUUGAAAUGUAACUUCACAUCUAAUUCAGAUGCUGUUUUUAAGCACAAAGCAUUUUGUUCAGCUUUCUCUUCACCUUCACAUCUCAUAUUUAUGCACUUUGUUUUUCUUAAUGUGUUUUUGCAUUUCAAGCAGUUCUGUUUUGUUGUUUCCUGCUGUUCUGUCAGGCAUGAAUUUGCCUUUUCUACAGUAAGCACAAGAUAAUGUAGUCAGCAGGUGGCUGAUCCUCUUCUGCUGAGAUGCAUAAUACGACUGAAAUUAUGUUUGUUUUGCGGUGGCAGAACUUAAUUUUUUUUCUUGCAAAACUACAACAAAUUGCCUCCUUUAAAGUAAUACAUCACACUGAAAUGAAAGGAGCAUAGCAGCAUUUGUUUUGACUAUUAAUUAUGGCAUUUUUAGGGUUAGGGUUAUUUUUGGUUGAUAUUUAUUAAAUCUAAUGCAGGUUUAGAACUUCAGGUGGUAAUUAUUAUUUUUUUAACUCUUAAAAUAAUAUGAUUAUGUAGUUAUAUAUCGUUCAAAUAUACACAUUUUAGUAUAACUUAAAGUUGAAUGACAUUACUUAUUUAAUAUUUGACAUAUUUAUGGGUGUUCAGAUUCUGAUUGCCCACAUGAUAAUGGUUAAUUUAACAGUGGUAAGUUACUUCAAUUGAUAUUAUAUAAACAGAAAUGAUAUACUCAUGAAUGGCUGUACGUCCCUCUGAUGUUAAUUUCUGAACACAUGAGGAGGCUGCUUUUAUCUGCUUUUUAGAUGAUGUUCCUUAAAGAUGCUACAAGUGUUUCAUUUCAUUGCGAAUGCAUUGUUUAUCUAUUUGAAUGUGAUCUGUGUGUAAAUAAUAGAUUUUUGUUCUUCUGUCACGGCUGUCUUAGUCUCCUAAAUUCUGUGUAAUGUGACAACGGUCAGCUUUGUUUGUGUUGUGAUUGUGAUCAGCAGGAGCAGGAGCUGCAUGUCAUAAGAGGCCAGAGGGUGUUUUCCGCACAGAGUCGGACACCCUGUUUUGGUGUUGGCAUGUGUGAUGCAUCCUGUUUACUGCUGUUGUCCCUAUGCUGUCAUUUUGUCGUCUCCUAUGUGUUGUAUUGCAUUUUGUAUCCACUUUGUAUGUCAUAAUAUAUGUGUAACAGCAAAUUCUAUAUGUUCUUGUCUAUGUCUGUGCUCUUGUGCACAUUUAAAAUUUGUUAAAUGUGUAAACACCCAUCAUUUGAGCAAUAAAUGAAACGGGACCCA